Messenger RNA from Podarcis lilfordi (Lilford's wall lizard), 11304 nucleotides. The record is from the annotation of a GenBank genome assembly. Lineage: Eukaryota; Metazoa; Chordata; Lepidosauria; Squamata; Lacertidae.
AGCAUGCUCCCCGCCGCCUGCUAACGCGCGUUCCUCCCCCUGCCACGCAGCCACACUCUGCUUCCUGCGCGGAGCUGGACCGGAUUCCAAAGGAGGCAGGUGAGUGAGCGGGGGUUCGGCUGUUGCCAGGGGCAACCCUGGAUGCAGGGGGAGUCUUGGUCGCAGAGCAUCCUCUGGGCCGCUCUCAGGCGGAGGCGCCUGGAAGGGGGCUUUAAGCAAAUUUUUUUGCUGAGCCUGUAGCUUCCCUGCCCGGCUUGCAAGUCAGCCAAAAGCUGCUAAAAUGCGUGAGACACACCCUGCGCUAUCAGGGCUUUAGCGAGGGAAGGCCUCGUCAUCAAGUUGUGCUCAGGGGAUUAGGUGCCCACCCUGAGCCGGUAGUAAACCAAAUUGGACACUGCUCCUAUCUUCUCUCCUUAAACCUUGCAUCUUGGCUAAUAAGGAGGCGGACUUCGGUAAUAUGGCGCCCUGAGCGAGGACAAAAUUUGACGCUCCCCCUCCCCAAUAUUUCUUAUUUACCCAUAUGUUUACCCAUAUAAAUAUAGGUAUUGUUAUUAUUAUAUUAUUAUAAUAUUAUUAUUAUAGAGUAGCUGGGGAAACUUAGCCAGAUGGGUGGGGUAUAAAUAAUAAAUUAUUAUUAUUAGGCUUCCUCUUGGCUCUGCACCCUGUGCAGGAGAACUGCCCGAACUGCCCUAAAUCCAGUGCUGACUGCCUUAUGUUCAGCCAGACCAUUGGGGUCCAUCUAGCAUAGUAUUAUUGCCAGUAUCGGUGCUGGCAGCUGCUUUCCAGGAUUUUCAGGCACGGGGGUCAUUCCCAGCCCUGAAUGAAGAUGCUGGCGAUUGAAGCUAGAAUCAUAGAAUUGUAGAGUUGGAAGGAACCUAUCACAGUCAUAUGGCAGAACAGCCCUUACUGUCAGAAAGCUCCUCCCGAUGUUUUGUUGUAAUCUCCCUUCUUAUAACUUGAAUUGAACUGGAGCAGGAGAGAACAAGCUUGCUCCAUCUUCCAAGAGAUAUUCCAUAAGCUAGGUGCUUAUAUAUCAGGUGCCUUGGGCCAGCUCUGCUGGUAGAUUUUGAAAACAGGUUUCCCACCCCAACACUUUACACCAGAGACCAUUAUAUCAUCAUAAUAAUAAUUUAUUAUUUAUACCCCGCCCAUCUGGCUGGGUUUCCCCAGCCACUCUGGGACAGCUUCCAACAGAAUAUUAAAAACAUGAUAAAACAUCAAACGCUAAAAACUUCCCUAAACACAGUGUACCUUAAAAGCAUAAUUAACCAAUUAGUUAUUUAACUAUGUUGUCAGUAAUAUCACUGACAAUAUCUGAUAUCACCCUCCUGUUGUGACUCUUCUAAUCCAACCAGUCUACUGUUCUGGAUCUGCUUGGCACUUUUUUUGUGCUAGCUGGCUCCUCUGUACAGGAUAUAUUUGUUUACAGAGCUGUGGGUGGAUUUUAUAAGGCACUUGCUGGCUAAGUAAGAACUGCAAAUUUGCCUCCCGAAAAGUAAAACUGGUCAGAUUCUGCUGCUGAGUGCUUUUAUUUGGCAUUUGCGCGGGAGAACGAAGGGUGCAGAAAAAGGCAAACAAGAUGUCUGGAACCAUCACCUUGGUGCCUAGAUAAUUGUUGGGUUACCAGCUGAAAACAAAGUACAAGGGGCAGCUAUGAUUUGUAAAAAUUCCGGUGGCUAACGCUCCUUGUACUGGGGAGCAGGAUUUAGAGGGGCUACAUGCAAGUGAAAUAACCAAUUAGGAAUGAUGUAUGUAUCCCACAAUUCCUCACAAGCUCAGAAUAUCACCUUUCUCUCUUUUUUUUUUGGCUUUAUAAAUGUUCUUCAUGCACUGUCUAAUCAAAUUACUGAAAUCAGAGGGGCUACUGAUUUUAAGAUUUCCAGGAGUCACUGGGAAGAACUUCCACACUCUGCAUAGAUGCUGUUAUGCCACACCCCCUUGGUGGCUACUAGAAGCUGAAUAAGUUAAAGAAAUUGAGAAGAAAUCCUGCAAUAUUGUUAACUUCCAUGAUUUUAUCCAGGACUCAGAAUUGCUAGUGUUUUAGAAUUUGGGUUAGCUCUGCAGAAAAGCUUGUGGGCGGUUUUUUUGCUUUUGAAUACAAGCAACCCUGCCAUGUUCAGAUGAAUGUAGCAAAACAGCAGAUGUAUUUUUGUCCAGGAUGCUGUGCCUCAUUUCUAUACUUUCGCUGGAGUACAUUCCCCACAAAGAAGGCUCUCCAAAACACCCACCCCUCACUUUCAGGAAAGUGCCCUUCUUCUGAGCAAGGCAUUGUGGGUGAGAUCAUCUCAGAGGCCGUCUGCACUGUCAACUCUUUGCCACUCUGGCAGCAAAUAUUUGUUUAAAGCUAACUUCUGAAGGCUUAAUGUUUUUGAGUAACAGUUGCCGGAAGCCACAGGAGCAGCGGGUUCUCAGGUCCUGCUUUUCAGGUUUCCCACAGACAUCUGGUUGGCCACUGUGAGAACAGGGUGCUGGACUAAAUGGGCCAUUGGCCUGAUCCAGCAGUCUCUUCCUAUGCUCAUAUGUGAUUCUUAAACAAAUCAGAUGGGAAAUUGCUGGUCUUCUCAACAGACACAUGUAACAUGUCCCUAAGAUCAGCCUCCACACUUGGGGACUGGAAAGCAGCCAAAGGAGCAUUAUUAAAUUUUAUUUUGCCUGUUUAUAAUGUGUGAAGUGCCCCUUAGAUUCUACAUCCUAAACCAGCAAUGGUCUUCUUUCCUAGCUUUCUCUGGACAGUACUCUGAUCUUCACACCUGUCUCCCCCACCAACUUCUGAGUGUUACGCCUGACUCUCUCCCUCUCCUCCCAUCUUUUUGUAGCGCUGCCUUCUCUGUAAUCGACCGAAGCGCAAUGGCAAGCAAAACAGGACCUGAGCAUCUCUUCAACCCUGCCACUGAAAUGGAGACAGCAGGGACCGUGUUGGGCACAAAGUAAGGAGCUGGGAGGGGGUGGGGAGCCCCUUAAAUGGGUGGAGCAUUAAAGUUUUUAGAUUGGUGUAAGGAACUGUUGGCCCACAGCCCAAAUCCUGCCCAGUUGUUUGGACAGGCCCUGCUGCCUCUCCUGGGCCUUGCCUCUCCUUGGGGUGGUCCAAAGAGGACCACGGCAGCAGCACCUUCUGAAAUGGCUGAAGCAGGAGGUAGGCCGAGCAGGGCAAGCAUUGGAGAAGUGGCGGUUUCCCAAUGAGCUUGUUGUGACUGCUGCUCAGCUGAGCGGGGCAGAGAGAUAAGUCUUCCUCACGUUCCCCAUCUCUCCUACUGCCCACCGAAUUGGAAACAGCUGAGCAGUGCCAAAGAGGAGGCUGUGUUUGUGUUUUCUGCUGUACGUAAGGGUCAUUUGUACAUGAGGGUGUGCAGUGGCCUCCCCAUUAGGGCUGGGUGAUAUAUUGAUAUGUCAUUGGAAUAUUGCGAGCUGCAGCUACGCACCCUUUGGACACACCCACUGCCUGCAUCUGGCUCCUUGGAAAGUUGGCUCCAAAGGAAUGUAGCCCUUGUCUUGAGAGCAGGUUCUCCCAUCCCUGCUCCAGCAAAGAAGGCUGCUGGCUCAGUCCUGGGCCUCUUGUUUCGGAGUUUGGGGGGGGGCAUGUGGGCUGAGAUAGGGCUGAGACCCUAUAUACCCGCAGUCUGUCUCGCCAGAGUGGUGCAUGCUCUAGUUAUCUCUUGCUUGGACUACUGCAAUGCGCUCUAUGUGGGGCUACCUUUGAAGGUGACCCGGAAACUACAACUAAUCCAGAAUGCGGCAGCUAGACUGGUGAAUGGGAGUGGCCGCCAAGACCAUAUAACACCGGUCCUGAAAGACCCACACUGGCUCCCAGUACGUUUCAGAGCACAAUUCAAAGCAUUGCUGCUGACCUUUAAAGCUCUAAACGGCCUCGGCCCAGUAUACCUGAAGGAGCGUCUCCACCCCCAUUGUUCUGAAGGCCAGUGCCGAGGGCCUUCUGGUGGUUCCCUCGCUGCAAGAAGCCAAGUUACAGGGAACCAGGCAGAGGGCCUUCUUGGUAGUGGCCCCCUUGUCCUGUGGAAUGCCCUCCCCUCAGAUGCCAUGGAAAUAAACAACUAUCAGACUUUUAGAAGACAUCUGAAGGCAGCCCUGUUUGGGGAAGCUUUUAAUGUUUAACAGUCUAUUGUAUUUUAAUAUUUUAAUAUUUUGCUGGAAACUGCCCAGAGUGACUGGGGAAACCCAGCCAGAUGGGCAGGGUAAUAAUAACAACAACAACAACAACAACAAUAAUAAUAAUAGUUAUUACUUAUACACCGCCCAGCCUUUCUGGGUGGCUUCCAACCGAAUAAUAAUAAUAAUAAUAAUAAUAAUAAUGGUUAUUACUUAUACACCGCCCAGCCACUCUGGGUGGCUUCCAACCGAAUAAUAAUAAUAAUAAUAAUAAUAAUGGUUAUUACUUAUACACUGCCCAGCCACUCUGGGUGGCUUCCAACCGAAUAUUAAAAACAAUACAGCAUCAAACAUUAAAAACUUCUCUAAACAGGGCCACCUUCAGUUGUCUUUUAAAAGUAAAAUAGUUGCUUAUUGCCUUGACAGAUGGUGAGAGGGCGUUAUUAUUAUUAUUAUGUGACUCUUGUGACUUGCCCCUCUUCUCACUCCCUGUUCUCCUGGCCUCCCCUCCCCUCCCUCCCCAGGAUCAACAUCCCAGCUCUCCUGCCCCAAGGACCCGCCAAGGAGUGGCUGGAUCAGCGCCGGGCCACCAUCCGGCCCUGGGCCAACUUCAUCGACCAGCGGCGCUUUGGGAAGCCUCGGAACUUUGGGGAGCUCUGCAAGCGGCUGGUGCGCAACGUGGAAUAUUUUCAGAGCAACUACGUCUUUGUCUUUCUGGGACUCAUCGUCUAUUGCCUGUGAGUGGGAUGUUGAGGGCGUGGGAAGGAACCCUCUUAACUUUGAGGGCGUCACUGAGCAUGCACAGAGGUGCAUUUUGUCCCACAGCUGGGAUAAGCCACACAAGCUAGUCUCAGGGGGAGGCUGCUUUUGGCACAAGAUGUGGGAAUAUCCCUUCUGACAGAGCAAUUUUUUGUUUGUUUGUGAUGAUACUGAGGUGUCAUUGGAAUAAAGAAUGGAAAGAGCAGCAAAGAAGUUGCAUGUUUGCCCUGAAGCAGUAGAUUGUAUGUUGAUGACAUACAAAUAGAGAUAGACAAAUGGUCAAAGUUAGCAUGUCAAACAGGAGGUUUCAGGUUAGCAUUUUGCUUGAUUUCCUUUUGGUGGGGAGAGCAUUCAGUCGAGAACGUUUAUUUCACUUUUCAAGGGAGCAUUUACACAUUCAGUUCUGCCACCUGCAAUAUGAAACAGUAGCUCACAGAAGCAGACAAAUAACAAGGAGGAUCUGCAAGCAGGUUGGCUUUAGCUCUUGUGCAGAAUUUUGCUGCUUAAGGGUCGCUGAGGAAUACUGUGUAAUGUCCCAAAGCCGGGAACCCUUUUGUGAUUAUUACUGUGAUUUGGGGAGAGGGUUGGACUGAUGAUCCGUGAUCUUUCUUGACGCUUCUAACCCCCUGGCCUUCUCUCUCUGCCCUGGCAGCAUCACGUCUCCCCUGCUCCUGAUUGCGCUUGCUGUCUUCUUUGGAGCCUGUUACAUCAUCUACUUGAAGACCCAGCAGUCACAACUUGUUGUCUUUGGUACGUAGAGGGAGGCUGGCAUUGACAAGCUGUGUGUGAUAGGCAAAAUUCAUACCAGUGCAAUAGAUUGCAUGCUGAUUACAUAACCAUCAUGAUCACUGAAGCCAUAACAUUUCCCGUUUUCUUCUAAAGCCACACUCUAACCUUGUUUUCCGAGUGGCUUACGGCAUAAAACGAUGACAUACAGUCAAAACAUAAUAUUGUAAAAUAAAGUAAAAAACCUGCAGCAUAGGACAGAAUAAAAGCAGUGUUUCAGAUCUCUAAAAACACAGAUUUCUAAAAAGUCUGGGAAAUGAAAGUCUCUUCACCUGAUGCCAGAAUAACCAUAAGGUAGACAUUCCCACAGCUGGGGGGCCACCACUGCAAGGCCCUGUUUCUGGUAGCCACCUGUUUCACUUCAUUUAGCACCUUGAUGGCAGAAAGUGAGGAGGAAUUAAAGAACCUUUUAGUGCGGGUGAAAGAGGAGAGCACAAAAUAUGGUCUGAAGCUCAAAAAAACUAAAAUCAUGGCCACUGGUCCCCUCACCUCCUGGCAAAUAGAAGGGGAAGAAAUGAAGGCAGUGAGAGAUUUAACUUUCUUGGGCUCCAUGAUCACUGCAGAUGGUGACAGCAGUCACAAAAUUAAAAGACGCCUGCUUCUUGGGAGAAAAGCAAUGACAAACCUAGACAGCAUCUUAAAAAGCAGAGGCAUCACCUUGCCAACAAAGGCCCAUAGAGUUAAAGCUAUGGUUUUCCCAGUAGUGAUGUAUGGAAGUGAGAGCUGGACCAUAAAGAAGGCUGAUCGCCAAAGAAUUGAUGCUUUUGAAUUAUGGUGCUGGAGGAGACUCUUGAGAGUCCCAUGGACUGCAAGAAGUUCAAACCUAUCCAUUCUGAAGGAAAUCAGCCCUGAGUGCUCACUGGAAGGACAGAUCCUGAAGCUGAGGCUCCAAUACUUUGGCCACCUCAUGAGAAGAGAAGACUCCCUGGAAAAGACCCUGAUGUUGGGAAAGAUGGAGGGCACAAGGAGAAGGGGACGACAGAGGACGAGAUGGUUGGACAGUGUUCUCAAAGCUACCAACAUCAGUUUGACCAAACUGCAGGAGGCAGUGGAAGACAGGAGUGCCUGGCGUGCUCUGGUCCAGGGGGUCACGAAGAGUCGGACACAACUAAAUGACUAAACAACAACAACCUGGAGCAGGGCCUCUGAAAAGGAUCUCCCAGGUUAGAUUCAUAGAAUUGUAGAGUUGGAAGGGACCAGGGGGGUCAUCCAGUCCAACCCCCCUUCAAUACAGGAAUCACCCACAACCCCAAGAUUAAGUCUCUACCGACUGAGCUAUCCCAGCAUAGGACUCGGGUAGGUCUAUUGGGGAGAAGGCGAUCUUCCAGGGAUCUUUACCGGUUGCUGGGAAUCUCAAGCAGGAGGAGUGCUGCUGUGCUCAUGUCAUGAAAAGGGAGGGGGCAGUUCUUGGCCAUGUGAUUCGGACACUCCGGCUCCUUUCGUGGGCGACACUCCUUGAAGCUCUGUCAUGCCUUGAAGCGUCCUUGAAGGUUGCAGCUCCCAGAGUAGCCACCAGGUGGCGGUGCAUCAACAAGAAUGAUGCAGAUCACUGGCGAAUGCCCUUUUCUUGCUAGGCUUCAACCCUGUAGUUUGUAGCUAGAGUAGACCAUAGAGUGCUUGGCGUCUUGUGUUCAUUUGCAGUAAUCAGGCAAAACUCUGUUGUUGGGCCGGUGGUCGAUUUACACAGGCUUCCAGCUUUGUCUCAAAAGGCCCUGAGAGUUAGAGCGUGAGCCCGGUAUUUCUGCCCUCUGUAUUCUCACCCAACCUCUUUUUCUUUAGGGCGGGAGCUCAGCACAGCCCACCAAUACGGCCUGGCUGGGGGCGUUUCCUUUCCAUUCUUCUGGCUGGCAGGGGCCGGCUCUGCUGUCUUCUGGGUGCUGGGUAAGUGAACAGCCACAUUCCAGCUGUCAGACACAAACCACCUUCCAUUUCUGGAUAAUAAAAUAGAAGGGGUGCGUGUCUUCUCUUGUUUCCUGGAAAUCUGGGAGACAGUCCACAGCUUGCACAAACAGCAAGUUGUAAAAAGUGUUCCUGUGGAGUUACCCGGGAGGAGAGCUUUCCCUCCUGCACUGCUCAUAACUGCAUGUGUCACAAUGCAUCCCGUACUCUCUUUAAAAUGCAUAAAUCCUGCAGGAAGAAGAGCUAAAUUCUGUGAUGUGCAUAACUUGGGUAAAUGUGCUUGCAUUACGUAAUAGACUCUUAGUUUGCAUAAUUUAUUCUGCCUUUGCUAGUCCGGAGUUGGUGUGCGUAAUAAUUUUAGUAAUAAUUUAUUAUUUAUACCCCGCCCAUUUGGCUGGGUUUCCCCAAGCCGCUCUGGGCAGCUCCCAAUAGAAUUAAAAGCACAAUAAAACCUCAAACAUUAAAAACUUCCCUAAACAGGGCUGCCUUCAGAAAAUAACAACAACAACAAUUUAUUUAUACCCCGCCCAUCUGGCUGGGUUUUCCCCAGCGCUCUGGGCAGCUUCCAGCAAAAGAUAAAAAAUACAUUAAAACAGAUGUCUUCUAAAAGUCAGAUAGUUGUUUAUUUCCUUGACAUCUGAUGGGAGGGCGUUCCACAGGGCAGACGCCACCAUCAAGAAGGCCCUCUGCCUGGUUCCCUGUAACUUGGCUUCUUGCAGUGAGGGAACCGCCAGAAGGCCCUCGGAGCUGGUCCUCAGUAUCCGGACUGAACGAUGGGGGUGGAGACGCUCCUUCAGGUAUACUGGGCCGAGGCCGUUUAGGGCUUUAAAGGUCAGCACCAACACUUUGAAUAGUGCUCAGAAAUGUACUGGGAGCCAGUGUAGUCUUUCGGGACUGGUGUUAUAUGGUCUUGGCGGCCGCUCCCAGUUACCAGUCUAGCUGCCGCAAGGCACUACUGCAGGGCACUAACGCCUUGUUCUAGAAAUCUGUUCAGCGAUCUGUUUGACUUCUUAGAUGUGAUAGUCCUUAACGGAAGCUUGUUUUUAAGAAGUGCAACCUGAGAUUCUCAGGAUGCCGGGUGUGUGCAUUACCUGCACAUACAAGUUGCAGAAUACACUUGUCAAGCUUCUCAGCUGACACUCAUAUUUUGCAAUGUCUGCAUUUUGAUCAUAUUCAUGGGCUUCGGCUUACUGUUGCUGUUCCCAACCCUGCUCAAAUUUAGUCCACAGCCUUGCACAGUUCAGCUUCACUUGCUACACCAUUAUUUGUGGCCUUCCACUAGUUCAGGGGCCCUGGCAUGUGACCCUGAUCUUUUUCCUUUUUUUGCAUUGUGGACCAGAUCAUAGGAUGGGGAUGAAAAAGGAGCAGAGCUCUGUGGUUUUCUCUUGAGAAAGAGGUGUAUACCUAAUUAAUAAGGUGUAAAACUAAUUCCCCUUAUGUUCUCCAGGCAAGAGGACAGUAAAAAGAAAUGAAAUGGAGGGAUCUGCCCCUGUUAACUUUCCUGGUCAGAAAGUGUAGUUCUGUGGGCUGUGGGCUCACCUAAACCACCAGAGCAAUGAAUAAUAAUAAUAAUAAUAAUAAUAUUUAUUAUAUAUGAAGGGAAUAGAGUACUGUAGGUUGGCGUACCACAUUCCGCCUGAGUCAGUUCUUGCAAAAAACAAAACUAUACAGUGGGAAGAGAAUUCCCACCUUGCAGAAAAUCUGCUUCUGCGAACUAUUUCCAUUCUCCGACAGCAUCACAUGUUGUUCCUGUGCUACCUUUGCCAUUUUCAGUGCCAUUUGCACAGGAGAAAGGCUUAUUUGAGUUAAGCCUACUAUGUGAAUAAUAUUUGAAAAGGAAACUGUAUUGAUGAGAAUAGUGCUGGCAUAAUGGGUGGGUGGUAGUAUUACAUUGUUUUGUUGUAUUUUUGCAUUCUGUUGGAAGCUGCCCAGAGUGGCUGUGGCAACCCAGUCAGAUGUGUGGGGUAAAGAUAAAGGGACCCCUGACCAUUAGGUCCAGCCGUGACCGACUCUGGGGUUCGGCGCUCAUCUCGCUUUAUUGGCCAAGGGAGCCAGCGUACAGCUUCCGGGUCACGUGGCCAGCAUGACUAAGCCGCUUCUGGCAAACCAGAGCAGCGCACGGAAACGCCGUUUACCUUCCCGCUGGAACGGUACCUGUUUAUCUACUUGCACUUCAUGCUUUUGAACUGCUAGGUUGGCAGGAGCAGGGACCGAGCAACGGGAGCUCACCCCAUCACGGGGAUUUGAACUGCCGACCUUUUGAUCGGCAAGUCCUAGGCUCUGCGGUUUAACCCACAGCGCCACCCGCGUCCCUAUGUGUGGGGUAUAAACAAAGAAAUAAUAAUAAUACUUCCAGGUCUUCCAUCCCACUCUGUGUGACUCCCUAUCUACUUCGGCUCCUUUCUCUCCUUCCCCACAAGCCCAAGGUGCCCUUAGGAGCUGCAGCGGAGACAGAGAGCAUGUCAGAGUCCCAUCACUGUGGAAAGAGAACUAACCUGACCUUUUUGCUUUCUCCCUGUCUGGUCUGUCACCCCCUGCAGGUGCCACGUUGGUAGUUAUUGGUUCACAUGCCGCCUUCCAUGAAUUGGAAUGUGCCGAAACCGAUGAGCUGCAGAUGGAGCCUGUGUGAAUGGUCUGGGGCAGCCCUUCGCCCCCUGUAUCGCUGUUACCGUGUCCUGUGUAAAUACCGCUGCUGCUUCAUUCCAUUGCCAUGUGCCAUGUCCUUCCUUCCUUCCCCAAGAGACUGGCUUUGAGGCUCUCUCCAGAUCUUAGAAACCCUUGAUGCUCUCCCUACUUUUUGGGGGUGCAGGUUGCCUCCCACCCCUCGUCUCCCCAUUCCUUGGAAACCCCCCCCUGCCCUGAAUUCCCAAUGACCUCGCCCUUGGAUUUCCCCAUCUCGGGCACGUGAUAAGGCCGUGUCCAGCACUCUCUGCCUUCGUGAGAUUAUUUAACUCCCGUUACACUUCACCCAGUAGCCGGGCCUUGGAGGCCUUCCAGAACAGCUUUUAGUUCAGCCUCUUUUUAUCUUCUGCCGGUAACAUUAAAGAAGCAGAAGUGUUAAUUGGAAUGUCCUCCAAGCGCUUACUCUGCUCUGCCCAAGAGGUCACAGGGAUACACAGUGUGUGCUGAUACACGACAGCUCCUUCGUUUUCUCAAGGUCGCUGGUUGGUUUGAGGCCAGCCGUCAGCAGGCUGUCGGAAAUGCGAGCAGAGAGGCCUCUUGUCGUCGCUGCUCGGAGCCGACAGUGGAUAAACCACCAAAAUAAAAAUUAAAAAAAAUCGAAACUCCAGAGUCUACAGUCAGGGCAAAAAAACCCACACUCCACAACCUAAUUCCGUACACGUGGCACCAUGAAUCAUCCAGAUUCUCCACAUUUUUGAGUGCUUUGGUCUGGCAGAUCAGUCAGAAUAAUUCAUUUGGUUGGAUUGUGGCCCUGACGUGGCCAGAGAUAAUUUAAAAUUCAUGUGAGGUGCCCUGUCCUUUUUUGCCCCCUAGCGCCUGAUAGCACAGUAUGCAACAUUAUUGCAAAGUUUUACAAGUCUCUGUAUGUAUUUGCAUCCUGUUUUAACCCCCAGUGACUAAUGGAAUAGCAACACCCUUUCUUAAUGUUACAGGUUCUGUGCAAUUUUAACUCCUCUCCCCCCCCCCCCCGCAGCAAUUAUUCAUCCAUUUGGAAAUUGCAAAGGCUCUUAAUACUAUGCUAUUUACAAGUGAUUCAUAUUCUGGGAGCACUUAAUAAAUUCCAGGUUAAGAUGG